AUGGGCAGCCGGCCCCGCAGCCCCAGCGCCUACCCUGCGCCCUGUCCCGGACCGCCGUCCGGAGGACCCGGCCCCGCCAAGCGCAGCCGAACCGAGGAGCUGGAAGGCCUGGAAGGCCUGGAGGGGCCCCCGGCCGCCGGCGCCCUCACCUCCGUGGUGGUUCUGGCCGAGGGCUGUGCCCUGCAAGUGCCCCUGGACGACGUCGACCUGGUGCUCGAGCCUGAGCCAACGUCGGUGCUGCAAGUGUCUGUCGGAGAGCUCACCCUGCUGCUGGUCCCCGAGGCCCUCCUGUGCUCAGGAGGGCAGGGCCACUCGCUUGUCGGCCUGGAACCCUGCGCUUUCCUGGGCGCGCCCGGGCACGACGUCGCCGUCGAGCAAGGAUUCUUCUACGCAUCUGUCCCACAGAUGGCCCCCCAAGAAGAGGCCUACGAGGAAGACGCGGACCCCGCGUUCCUGUCGCCUCGGAUGGACCCUGCAGCCGGCUCCGUCGCUGGGCUCCGCCCCUGCGCGGGAAGCGUGACCAACCCCUACCCUGUGGGCCAGGUACCAGAGCCUCGGUCUUGGGCCCCCACUCCUAGUCCAGAGAGACGCUCUUCUUUCCGCUACUUCAACCUGGACGUCCACCUUCUGGAGCCCUUCCCCAACUCGCCACUCCAACCUCUACCUGCCUCUCCGAGUCCAGGUCCCCACGCGCGCCCCCAGCGCCCUCCGGGUCCUUCUCGCAAGGCCCGGAGACGCCUGUUCCAGGAAUGAACUGAACCCACAACCCCUAGCCACCUGGUAGAGACCUUAAAAGAGUCUUUUAAGAGCGCUGUGUGUACUUUGCACAACCUGCAAGAAUAACCAAGCAUGAAUAAUGGACAGAUGCUCUUUUGAUGGAAGCUGCAUUGCAAAAUUGUGGAUCAAUGGUGGUGGAACAAAACAUCUGGAAGGAAGUCACAGAAGCAAAGAGAUGCUGUUUUAAGUACAGUGUACUUUUAGACAUCUGACAUGCUGCUUAGGUUGUUUUCUCUAUAAAGGUUGCCCUUAAGUAGCUGCAUUCUCCCUAGUUUUGCUUCAAAGCCCAACUUCAGCACUUUUUCUAAAAACCCAUCCUUUCCACAGCACUCUACCACAGCACCUCUUCU
Molecule: messenger RNA, 1127 nt
Organism: Neofelis nebulosa (Clouded leopard)
Lineage: Eukaryota; Metazoa; Chordata; Mammalia; Carnivora; Felidae
Product: proline-rich protein 23A-like
Exons: 1
Coding region: 1-753 (250 amino acids)
Source: RefSeq, a predicted model, not a curated record